Messenger RNA from Rattus norvegicus (Norway rat), 4922 nucleotides. It is a transcript of the gene Sema3d, whose product is annotated as semaphorin 3D. The record is from RefSeq and is marked provisional. Gene Ontology annotation, biological process: negative regulation of multicellular organismal process; regulation of anatomical structure morphogenesis; regulation of plasma membrane bounded cell projection organization. Gene Ontology annotation, molecular function: semaphorin receptor binding. The transcript has 18 exons. Lineage: Eukaryota; Metazoa; Chordata; Mammalia; Rodentia; Muridae. The coding region runs from base 546 to 2879 and encodes 777 amino acids. Gene Ontology annotation, cellular component: extracellular region.
AAACCAACCCUGGACAGCACGGCAGGGAAGGGGAAGGUUUGCUCGCUCUGAGGGAUUGCCAGCACAUCAGAAGGGGCCGGGUGCUGGGGGAGGAGAUUGGAGGGAGAGGUAAUCCCUGGUGUUUUGAGCAUCCCCUUUUUUAGAAAGACGGAGUCUCUCCCAGGACAGCUGCUGCGGUCACACCACAAACUUAAAAGCCGUCCUCCUGCUUGGAGCGUGCCUUUCCGCACCAGGCUCGCUGGACUGAGCGCCAACUGGUUGGUCGCUGUCCGUGAGGAGAGGCGCUCAGGGGACAGGAGCGCCCCCUGCCUUCCCGCCUGGCCCCAGCCAGGACCUCGGUGCUCCGCUAGGGCCGCCCGCGCUCCGCGGUUCAGCCCGAGCUGCCGCUCCAAAGAACUCGCGCCUGUGCCCCGGUCGCCGUCCUCUCGGCUUCCACUGGCUGUCCCUUCCUCUCUCCUGAGCCUGCGUUGUAAGGAAAGGAAAAGCAACAAGAGUUGCCAGCAGGAAGGGUGAAGUAACAGUGUUUGGAAGACAAAAUUUUCAUCAUGAAUGCUAAUAAAGAUGAGAACCCAAGGCCCAGAAGUCAAGAUCUUCACCUUUUUCAUGCUGGGAUGAUGUUAAUCGUGACUGUGCUAUAUCUUCCUGUCACUGAAACAUCUAAACAAAAUAUUCCACGGCUCAAGCUAACCUACAAAGACUUGCUGCUCUCAAACACCUGCAUUCCCUUUUUGGGUUCAUCAGAAGGACUGGAUUUCCAGACUCUUCUUUUGGAUGAGGAGAGGGGCAUACUGCUCCUAGGAGCCAAAGACCAUGUCUUCCUGCUCAAUCUGGUAGACUUGAACAAGAACUUUAAGAAGAUUUAUUGGCCUGCUGCAAAGGAACGAGUGGAACUAUGUAAACUAGCUGGGAAAGAUGCCAAUACAGAAUGUGCAAAUUUCAUCCGUGUGCUUCAACCCUACAAUAAGACUCAUGUUUACGUGUGUGGAACUGGAGCAUUUCAUCCACUGUGUGGAUAUAUUGAUCUUGGAGCCAACAAGGAGGAACUCAUAUUUAAACUAGACAUGCAGAACCUGGAGUCUGGCAGACUGAAAUGUCCCUUUGAUCCUCAGCAGCCUUUUGCUUCGGUAAUGACAGAUGAGCACCUCUACUCUGGAACAGCUUCUGAUUUUCUUGGCAAAGACACUGCAUUCACAAGAUCCCUUGGGCUAAUGCAGGACCACCAUUACAUCAGAACUGACAUUUCGGAACACUACUGGCUCAAUGGAGCAAAAUUUAUCGGAACGUUCCCCAUCCCAGACACCUAUAAUCCGGACGAUGACAAAAUAUAUUUCUUCUUUCGGGAAUCAUCUCAGGAAGGCAGUACUUCUGACAGAAGCAUUCUUUCAAGAGUUGGGAGAGUUUGUAAGAAUGAUGUGGGUGGGCAGCGGAGUCUGAUAAACAAAUGGACUACUUUUCUUAAGGCAAGACUGGUUUGCUCAAUUCCUGGAAGUGAUGGGGCAGAUACUCACUUUGAUGAACUUCAAGAUAUUUACUUACUCCCUACGAGAGAUGAAAGAAAUCCUGUUGUGUAUGGAGUCUUUACCACAACCAGUUCCAUCUUCAAAGGCUCUGCUGUCUGUGUGUACAGCAUGGCUGAUAUCAGAGCAGUUUUUAACGGUCCCUAUGCUCAUAAGGAAAGUGCAGACCAUCGUUGGGUGCAAUAUGAUGGAAGGAUACCUUAUCCCCGACCCGGAACGUGUCCCAGCAAAACCUAUGAUCCACUGAUUAAGUCCACCCGAGACUUCCCAGAUGAUGUUAUCAGUUUCAUAAGGCGGCACCCGGUGAUGUAUAAGUCGGUGUAUCCAGUGGCCGGAGCACCCACCUUCAAGAGAAUUAACGUGGAUUACAGACUGACGCAGAUAGUGGUGGAUCACGUGGUCGCUGAAGACGGACAGUAUGAUGUCAUGUUUCUCGGAACAGACAUUGGAACCGUCCUGAAAGUUGUGAGCAUUUCCAAGGAGAAGUGGAAUAUGGAGGAGGUAGUCCUCGAGGAGCUUCAGGUAUUCAAGCACCCAACAGCCAUCUUGAACAUGGAGUUGUCGCUGAAGCAGCAACAGUUGUACGUCGGUUCCUGGGAUGGAUUGGUUCAGCUCUCCUUGCACAGAUGCGAUACUUAUGGGAAAGCCUGUGCAGACUGCUGUCUCGCCAGAGACCCUUACUGUGCUUGGGAUGGAAAUGCUUGCUCCAGAUAUGCACCCACUUCCAAAAGGCGAGCUAGACGCCAGGAUGUAAAAUAUGGAGACCCAAUCACUCAGUGCUGGGACAUAGAAGACAGCAUUAGUCAUGAAGCAGCUGAUGAAAAGGUGAUUUUCGGAAUUGAAUUUAAUUCAACCUUUUUGGAAUGUAUACCUAAAUCCCAACAAGCCUCUGUUGAGUGGUACAUCCAGCGGUCAGGAGAUGAGCAUCGAGAAGAGUUGAAACCCGAUGAAAGGAUCAUCAAAACGGACUAUGGGCUACUGAUUCGAAGCCUGCAGAAGAAGGACUCUGGGAUUUAUUACUGCAAAGCACAGGAGCACACUUUCAUCCACACCAUAGUGAAGCUGACUUUGAAUGUCAUUGAGAAUGAACAGAUGGAAAAUAACCAGAGGGCAGAAUACCAGGAGGGGCAGGUCAAGGAUCUGUUGGCUGAGUCACGGUUGAGAUACAAAGACUACAUCCAAAUCCUUAGCAGCCCAAACUUCAGCCUGGACCAGUACUGUGAGCAGAUGUGGUACAGGGAGAAGCGGAGACAGCGCAACAAGGGCAGCGCAAAGUGGAAGCACAUGCAGGAAAUGAAGAAGAAACGGAAUCGACGGCAUCACAGAGACCUGGAUGAGCUUCAGAGAUCAGUGGCUACAUAGCUUUCUAUUUAAUUUAAAGAGAGAAUUAUUUACCUGCCUGCAGAAGUAAUGUUUUUUGUUCUGUACAUCCCUUAAACUAACUCGUACAUGCUUUCCCAUGGAGUCUCACUAAGGCACAGAACGCUAUGCUGAAUAAAGACGGUAUAGGACAAAACUGAACUAUCUUUCUGAGAGCAAAACCUAUAUCAGCAAAGUCAAGAACUGUCCUAAAAAUAGGGGCAUCACGUUUGUAAAUGUUUUACAGUCUGAACUCCAUGUCACGUAAAUAAGCAAGCUAAGUGAACACCGGGUCCACUGAGGAAGGUCCUUUAUUCCCAAGCAUGUCCAUUGAGCGUAGACUUUCCCAUGCUGGUGGCUGUGUGCUUAGAAGCAGCUUAAUCAUCCCAGUCUAGAACAGGUGAUCUUGUAGGGACUGGAGAAAAGGCACACAUUAGAACAGCUUAUGUUAGCAAUAGGAACUUUCUCAAGGAGCCAUCAGCCUACACUUGGAGCCAGGCAUGGGAAUUUAGGAAGGUGGGUUCUGUCUUUCUGGCAACAGGCUACAUCUAGUGUACUGCAGUAGUACUUUGUGAGAGGGUAUUAAGGAUCCUAACCAGGUUCGUUUUGAUUGGUCAAGAGAAGCAGCGUCACAGUCGGAACCUGAUACUCAACGAUGAGCUCUAGAAUGCAUACUCUAGUAACUUAGUACACGAUUCCUGUGCACUUUGGGAGACAUGGUAAAAUAUCUUAAUAUAAUAAUAAGGGUGACAUGGUGUACACUGUAUCCUAAUCUGUAGAUGGGAAUUGUUAGGAGACAGACAGAAGGAUAACUGUAAAUUCUGGCUCUGAGAAAAACUUAUAUUGCCAUAAAAAAAGGAGAAAGCCAAAAAGUAGAUAGAAUGUGAUGGAAUUCUUUCCACUGGAGUAUAAAUAUCUGCCAACUUGUAAUGUGUCAGUUAAAAAUAAUUUAGAUUAUAGCACAUUGUUAGCAAAAGCUCAAGUGAAAGUAAAAUUUGUAAAAAAAAAUAUGGGAUGGCAAUAUUUUAUUUAUAACCAAUGUAUUUCUCUGUUCUCUUUUUUUCUAAGUAUUUAUCAUUCUGUAUAUUGUUUGCAUUUAUAUCCUUUAUUGAUUAUAUUUGAGGAAAUAGGAGAAAGCAAUGCGUAAUACAUAGAGAUAAUUGGAUAGAUGACCAAGGUGGGGAGUGGGGUUAUAUAUUUGUUAACUGGAUGGAUAAAAGCAAAAUUUUGAUGACGACGAGAAGGGUUAAAUUAACUCUUCGACAUCUCUUUACAAAAACUUUCAAGCAGCACUGUUUUUAGCAGUCACAAGUCACAAGUAAGUCUUCCACAUGUAAAGAAAAAAGUUCACAGCAUUAGCAUAAAUACCAUUUUUAUUCUGCUAGCAUGUGUUAAAUUCAACUUUCCCUCUGAACUGUGUUUUCCUGCCAGUCUCCUGUAGAAAUCACCUUUCUUUCCUUCCUUUAGCACAAAGCCCUUAGCCUUCCUCUGUUUUGCCUUUUCACGCCCUUUAUAGUGUGAAAUGAACAAUUAGUCACUUCCUCGCAAAGAAUGCAGCUUUUUAGUAAACCAACAGACCUUGCUUGUUUCUCAUGCAUUCUACAUGUUUUGAAAGAUUCUGUGAGAAGCCUGUGUGAUUAAAGGCCAGUGUUACAGAGUCAAACAAUCUCUCUGUUCAAAGUAGCAUCAGUAUUUUACAUUCAUUUAAUUUGCAUUGGUUAUCUAUCUCAAGGGCAUAACAUUGAUCUGCAAAGGUCUAGUAUAAUGAUGAAUAUUUGUAGAUGCUUCACUGUAAGAAAAAGAAAAAUUGAAGGAACGAUUUUAAUAUGUAAACCAGAAUGAAUUGCAUCUCCAGAAGAAAUGCAUACAAAUUUUUUGUCAUGGUUAGAAUACUAAUCAUAUAUCACACAGGGUUUACUGGCUUACUGAGUGCUACAAACUCAUAGCAAACUCAAGUCAAUGAGGGCGUGCUUCAUUUAAAAAAUAUUUUCAGAUAGUUGUGUAUCAAAGAGUAAUAUUCAAAUAUUAAAAGUAUUAAAAAUUGCA